Messenger RNA from Spirometra erinaceieuropaei, 1035 nucleotides. Lineage: Eukaryota; Metazoa; Platyhelminthes; Cestoda; Diphyllobothriidea; Diphyllobothriidae. The record is from the annotation of a GenBank genome assembly.
AUGCGGACUUACCUCUACUCUACCUUCGUGGACCUGACGAAAGCCUUCGACACGGUGAAUCGUGAAGGACUGCGGAAGAUCAUGCAGAAUUUCGGCUGUCCGGAGCGAUUCACUCAGAUGGUGCGUCAGUUGCACGACGGUAUGAUGGCGCGAGUCACGGACAACGGAGCUGUCUCAGAGGCAUUCGCAGUGACCAACGGAGUGAAGCAGGGAUGCGUGCUGGCACCAACCCUCUUCAGUCUUAUGUUCUCUGCCAUGCUGAUGGACGCCUACCGCGACGAACGCCCCGGGAUCCGCAUCGCCUACAGGACGGACGGUCAUCUCCUGAAUCAACGGCGAAUGCACUUCCAAUCGCGCGUAUCCACAACCGUCGUGCACGAACUCCUCUUUGCCGACGACUGCGCCCUGAACACCACCUCGGAAGAGGAGAUGCAACGGAGCAUGGACCUAUUCUCCGCCGCCUGCGAGAACUUCGGUCUGGUCAUUAACACGCAGAAGACGGUGGUAAUGCACCAACCGCCACCCAACUGAGCCACAGCCCCCAACGCGCCGCCGCAAAUCAGCGUGAAUGGCACCCAACUGCAAGUGGUGGAGAACUUCCCGUACCUGGGCAGUGCCAUCUCCCGGAACACCAAGACCGAUGACGAAGUCGCCAACAGAAUCUCGAAAGCCAGUCAAGCCUUCGGUCGCCUCCACAGCACAGUUUGGAAUCGCCACGGUCUUCAACUGAGCACGAAGCUGAAGAUGUACAAGGCCGUCAUCCUGCCGACACUACUGUAUGGAGCGGAGACUUGGACGGUGUACGCAAAGCAGGCAUGCUGUCUAAACCACUUCCACCUCAGUUGUCUUCGUCGCAUCCUGAGGCUGAGCUGGCGGGAUCGAAUCCCCGACACUGAUGUGCUGAAACGGACGGGAAUCCUCAGCAUCUACGCCAUACUGAGACAAAUGCAGCUGCGCUGGAGCGGUCACCUAGUGCGCAUGGACGACGAGCGACUACCCAAACGACUCUUCUACGGAGACGUCGCGACGGGUUAG